CAAAAAACCCAUUAAAAAAAAACGAAGGGCAAAGCAAAGAAAAGCACUCGGUUUGGCUGCCGUCUUCAUCGUCGUCGAGGCAUAACCAAAACCUCGUUUCUUCUACUCCACUCUCUCUCCUCUGAUUUUCACAUUCACACUAAUUUCCUAUUUUCACUUCACUUCUUUUCUUUGAGAAACCCUAAUUUUUCGCUAUUUCUACUCACAUAUUUGAUCAAUUACUCAAGUUCUGCAAAAAUGGCCUACCAUGGUGGUACUCUCAAGUCGACCUCCAAUAAUGGCGUCAAAAUGUAUUCUUUGACCGGUCAACACCGUUCUUUAGCCACAUGGCUAAACCCUAAGAAACAGCGCGCUCUUCGCAAAGACCAAGAUUAUAUGCAAAGAGUAGAAUUGAUUCAGGACUUGAGGUUUGAAACUGCAACCAGCAAAAUUAAGGCCACACCUGAUGGAGAAUUUCUUAUUGCUUCAGGUACUUACCCUCCACAAGUUAAAGUCUAUGAGUUAAGAGAACUUUCUUUGAAGUUUGAAAGACAUUUGGAUUCUGAAAUAGUUGAUUUCCAGGUGCUUUCUGAUGAUUACUCAAAGCUUGCAUUUAUGUGUGCUGAUCGGUCAAUCAGACUUCAUGCUAAAUAUGGAAGUCACUAUAGUUUGAGGAUUCCGAGGAUGGGAAGGGAUUUGGCAUAUGAUUCCUGGUCUUGCGAUUUGCUCUGUGCUGCCUCUUCACCAGAUCUUUACAGAAUAAAUUUAGCGCAGGGUCGAUUUCUUGCCCCUCUCACUACUCAAUCUCCUGGAUUAAAUGUAGUGUCUAGAAGCAAGCUUCAUGGAUUAGUUGCUUGUGGUGGUGAGGAUGGGGCUGUUGAAUGCUUUGACAUGAGGACAAGAUCAUCUGUUGGUAGAAUUAAUGCUGUCUCAGCUUCUGAUGAGGAUGAGCAGGUCACUGCAAUUGAGUUUGAUGAGGAUGGAGGCUUCCAAAUGGCUGUAGGAAGCAGUGAGGGAAAGGUACUGAUCUAUGAUUUGCGAUCUUCUCAACCUAUUCGGGUCAAGGAUCACAUGUAUGGAAGCCCAAUAUUGGAUAUCAAGUGGCAUCGAACUUUGAAUUCAGAACAUCCUAAGUUAAUCAGCACAGAUAAUCACAUUGUCAGGAUUUGGGAUCCUGAAACGGGUGAAGGGAUGACCAGUAUUGAGCCAACAGGUGGCACAAUCAAUGAUAUCUGUGUAUUUCGUGAAAGUGGGCUAAUGUUGUUGGCCCUAGACUCUAGCAGUAUACCCUCCUACUUCAUUCCUGCUGUUGGUCCUGCGCCGAAGUGGUGUUCAUAUAUGGAAAACCUGACGGAAGAGCUGGAAGAAAAUGCCCAGACAUCUAUAUACGAUGAUUACAAGUUCUUGACCAAAGAAGAACUUGAGAAACUUAACUUGACAAGUUUAAUUGGAACCAAUCUUCUUAGAGCUUAUAUGCAUGGAUUCUUCAUUGAUUAUCGGUUGUAUAAAAAGGCAAAGGCAAUAGCGGAUCCAUUUGCAUAUGAUGCCUACAUUGAGCAGCGUAAGAAGGAGAAGUUGGAGAAGAUAUAUGAUGAACGUAUAACGAUUAGGAGGAAACUGCCAAAGGUUAAUCGUCGCCUGGCAGGUAGUCUUCUUGAGGAUGAAGCAGCAGAGAUUGAGAAGGAUGCAGAUACAAAGAGAACAUCAAAGAAAAGGAAGGGAUUGAGCAGUGACAUACUGAAAGAUGAUAGAUUUGCCGACAUGUUUAAUAAUCCGGAAUUUGAGAUUGAUGAGGAGUCCCAGGAAUAUUUGGCAUUACAUCCCAUUGCUCCCCAGAAGCAGUCUGCUCUGGUGGAGGAGCACUUUGAACCUAUAACGGAAGAUGAGAUGGGUCCAAGUGAUGGCGAUGAUGCGUCCUCUGCUUCUGAGGAUGAAGGCAGGUUGGAUAGAAAAUCGCGAGCUCCUAGGUUGUACGAAGUAAAGGACGAAAGGCAUGCACAAGCAUUCUUCGACAGCGUCUCACUUGCCAAGGAGGACGCUCUACCCUUAGGCGAGAGAGUAGCUGCUUUGCAGGAUGAAGAGAUGGCUUCACAUCUGCCUACCGGUGUUAAGGUAGGACCUGGAGGGUCACGAGAAAUUUCCUUUGUUUCUAGAAAUAAAGCCAAGUAUGAGGAAGACGAUAAAGAUGCACGCCGUAAUAAGCGGGGUGUCCAAUCGUUAGGUCUUAAGCCUACAAAUUAUGAGAAGAGAAGUCGAGGAGGGGGUAGAGGUAACCGAGGUGGAGGAGGAGGUAGAGGAUAUCGAGGAGGAGGUGGUGGUAGAGGAAAUCGAGGAGGAGGUGGUGGUAGAGGAAAUCGAGGAGGAGGUGGUAGGGGAGGCCGAGGAAGAGGCCGUGGAAGAGGUUGACAAUAAGGUUAUAGAGUUAACCCAUGGGAUCAAGGUAGAAAUUUUUGGUACUUUCUUCUGCCUUAAGAAAUUUUCAUUGUAGUUUAUUUUGUAUAAUAUUAUUAUAGAUUUUUAUAAAACAGACCAUUUUUUUUAAUUUCAAAAUCUAAGCUUUAAUUUAAUAGUUUACAUAAUUCUGCCUGUCACUCUCAGUUUUGUGCUCACGGAUGAUGCAGUGGGUGUUGGACUCUGAAUUUUUUCAACAUAUUAGCGUGUUUAAGGGUGUGUUUGGUUAUUAUUUUGGUUUUAAUAAUUUGCAUUUUCA
Molecule: messenger RNA, 2689 nt
Organism: Beta vulgaris subsp. vulgaris (sugar beet)
Lineage: Eukaryota; Viridiplantae; Streptophyta; Magnoliopsida; Caryophyllales; Amaranthaceae
Exons: 16
Coding region: 238-2385 (715 amino acids)
Biological process (GO): maturation of SSU-rRNA from tricistronic rRNA transcript (SSU-rRNA, 5.8S rRNA, LSU-rRNA)
Cellular component (GO): small-subunit processome; nucleolus; nucleus
Molecular function (GO): protein binding
Source: RefSeq, a predicted model, not a curated record